AGGUGGUAGCUGGUGCGGAGAAAGAAACCAGUCUGUCCUAUUAAAUGCCUCUCAUCUCCUCAUGACCCAUCUAUAAAUCCUUCCAUCAUCACACCCCACCUCCCCACCAUCUUCUGGCCGGCAACACUGCCAGUACUAGUAUGUUAGUUUGAUUCAUUUUCUUUGUCAUUAUUACACCUGCAACUCAGUGUAUACACAAACCACACACACACACCAACACUACCAAAAGAGUUAGAGAGCAUGGAGACCAGCACGGUGCUGGUUGUGUUGGCAUGCAUCGUGGCGUAUGCGAUGUGGUUCUCGCGGCUGGCGACGGGGUUGCGCGGCCCGCGAGUGUGGCCGUUGCUCGGCAGCGUGCCGGGUUUGAUCCAGAAUGCCGAGCGCAUGCAUGACUGGAUUGCCGAGAAUCUCCGGGCCACCGGCGGCACCUACCAGACCUGCACCUGCGCCAUCCCUGGCCUCGCCCGCCGGCAGGGCCUCGUCACCGUCACCUGCGAUCCCCGCAACCUGGAGCACGUCCUCAAGACGAGGUUCGACAACUACCCCAAGGGCCCCACGUGGCACGCCGUCUUCCACGACCUCCUCGGCGACGGCAUCUUCAACUCCGAUGGCGACACCUGGCUCUUCCAGCGCAAGACCGCGGCCCUCGAGUUCACCACCCGCACCCUACGCAUCGCCAUGAACCGCUGGGUCUCCCGCUCCAUCCACCACCGCCUCCUCCCUAUACUCCGCCGCGCCGCCGACGCCGGCAGCUCGGCCUCCGUCGACCUCCAAGACCUCCUCCUCCGGCUCACCUUCGAUAACAUCUGCGGCCUCACCUUCGGCAAGGACCCCGAGACCCUCUCCCACGGUCUCCCCGCCAACGCCUUUGCGAACGCCUUCGACCGCGCCACCGAGGCCACCCUCCACCGCUUCAUCUUCCCGGAGUUCGUCUGGCGGCUCAAGAAGUGGUUCCGCGCCGGCAGCGAGGUCACUCUCUCCGACAGCGUCGCCCACGUCGAUGGCUACCUCUCCGCGGUCAUCAAGAACCGAAAGCUUGAGCUCUGCGGCGCCGACGGCGGCCACCACGACGACCUCCUCUCUCGCUUCAUGAAGAAGGGUACCUACUCCGACUCCUUUCUGCAGAGCGUGGCGCUCAACUUCAUCCUUGCCGGCCGCGACACCUCCUCCGUCGCGCUCAGCUGGUUCUUCUGGCUCGUCUCCACCCACCCCGCCGUCGAGCGCCGCAUUCUCCUCGAGCUUGCCGCCGUCCUCUCCGACACCCGCGGCGUCGACCCCGCCGCCUGGGUCUCCGCUCCCCUCGUCUUCGAAGAGGUGGAUCGCCUUACCUACCUCAAAGCGGCUCUCUCGGAGACUCUCCGGCUCUACCCCUCCGUCCCCGAGGACUCGAAGCACGUCAACACCGAUGACGUCCUCCCCGACGGAACCUUUGUCCCCGCCGGCUCCGCCAUCACCUACUCCAUUUACUCGGCGGGCCGGAUGAAGCCGGUGUGGGGGGAGGACUGCAUGGAGUUCCGCCCGGAGCGGUGGCUCUCCCCGGACGGGAAGCGGUUCGAGCCCCACGACUCGUUCAAGUUCGUCGCGUUCAACGGCGGGCCGAGGGUGUGCCUUGGUAAAGACCUCGCAUACCUCCAGAUGAAGUCCAUCACCGCCGCCGU
Molecule: messenger RNA, 1658 nt
Organism: Elaeis guineensis (African oil palm)
Lineage: Eukaryota; Viridiplantae; Streptophyta; Magnoliopsida; Arecales; Arecaceae
Product: cytochrome P450 86A8
Molecular function (GO): iron ion binding; oxidoreductase activity, acting on paired donors, with incorporation or reduction of molecular oxygen; heme binding
Source: RefSeq, a predicted model, not a curated record